Messenger RNA from Didymodactylos carnosus, 879 nucleotides. NCBI's taxonomy places the organism in Eukaryota, Metazoa, Rotifera, Eurotatoria, Philodinida, Philodinidae. The record is from the annotation of a GenBank genome assembly.
AUGUUGUUCCUAUACGCUCUCUUCUUGUUCACGUGGUUUCAUCAUAGUACAGAACUACCCAUACAUCGUUCAAAACGAUCCUUCACAAAUUAUUGGGGCGCAACAGCAACCCCAGUAGAAAGAGCCAAAUCAUUAGACGAACUACCACGGGAUUGGGAUUGGUGUAAUGUCAAUGGUAAAUCGUUUUGUACAGCAUCGUGGAAUCAACAUAUCCCGAAGUACUGUGGUUCAUGUUAUUUACAUGGAACAUUAGCGGCAUUGAACGAUCGACUAAAAAUACAAUUUAACGGUUUACAGGAUAUAUUAUUAGGGAGACAAGUUUUUUUAAAUUGUGGUAAGGCACGUGGUCUGGGAAAUGGAUGUUAUGGUGGAAAGGCAUAUCAAGUUUUAGAAUACAUGUACAGAUACGGUUUACCCGAUGAGACAUGCCAGAAUUAUGUGGCGGAAUCAAGUCCGACGUGUAAUGAUGAAACUAUAUGUCAAAAUUGUUUACCCGUUGAGAAUGGCACACUUCGGUGCUGGCCAGUCAAAAAUCCCAUUCUGUUUUUUGUUCAAAGUUACGGGCAACUAUCCGGAGAGAUUCAAAUGAUGAGUGAAAUAUAUAAACGUGGACCAAUUUCAUGUGGAUUUUAUAGCACCCUAGAUUUUGAUUACAAUUACAAGUAUGGCGUUUAUACCGCAUCUACCGGAAUAAACAACACCUUAACAUCCAAGGAUUUAAAUCAUGUUGUCGAAGGUAGUUAUUGGGGUGAAAAUGGCUUUUUCCGCAUAAUUCGUGGUAUUAAUCAUUUGUUGUUUGAAUCUUCAUGUGUUUUCGGUCUAAUGAAUGCAGAUAAUCUUGGGCAAAAACGUUUGGCAUCACAAAAAAAAGUUAAAUAG